GUUUCCAACCAAGUUAAUACAGUAUAGCAACAAUAAUGGCCGCUAUGCGCAGAGUUUUCUGUUUUGUAAGCAGGUCUAUGAAGAAUAACUUCAUAACAAGCCUGCGAAUGGAUCACAUAGGGGAAAUGCCUAAAAGGAAAUUGAAGUCGCUAAAGCCCGGUGUAGCUGGGAUGUGUGUAGCUGCAGGAGGAGCUGUCGCUUAUUAUUAUUACUGUCAUGUGAAUAACUCCAAUCGGGGGAAAGGAUUGGUGUUCAAUAUCAUCAACAACAAAACGGACCUGCUCCCAUCACUACCCGCAGUAGCUGCUAAAGAACAGUCCAGAGGUCUGGAUUUUGAAGAUGGAGAUGUCUACAUUUCUUCUCAUGAGCAAAGAUUCCGCAUGUUUUCCUCUGUUGAAUAUGAGGGCCAACUCUACAUGACCCCGCAGAAUUUCAUUGAGUCUGUCACUAUGGAUGAGCCCAAAUACAGGAGACAGUGGAAGUCACUUUCAAAGCAGGAGUUGGAGCAGAUACUUUCAGCAACACCACCUGUUUGGAGAGGGACAUCAAAACUGUUUCGAAACUUGCGUGAUGGAGGUAUUAUUGCCUACACUGAAUAUCUCUUUCUGCUGUGCAUUUUAACAAAGCCUCAUGCAGGCUUUAAGAUAGCUUUCAAGAUGUUUGAUGCUGAUGGCAAUCAGAUGGUGGACAAAAAGGAGUUUUUAGUGCUGCAGGAGAUAUUCCGAAAGAAAAAUGAAAAAAAGGGAAGAAAAGGAGAUGCUGAAAAAUCUGCACAGCUGAAUUUGCAACUUUAUGGAUAUCAGUUUGCUCCUAUAAACAACGUUCUUAAAGAUACUGAGGAGUAUGCCCCUAGAAGCUACUGGGAUAUACUGAGACGCAGCACAAGCCAGGCACUCUUUUCAGACCUUGCAGAGCGUGCAGAAGAGAGUAUGAUGGUUGACACAACGCUCCUGAUGCACUUCUUUGGAAAGAAAGGGAAAGCUGAGCUCAACUAUGACGACUUUUACAGAUUUAUGGAUAAUCUACAGACAGAGGUUCUGGAGAUUGAGUUCCUAACCUACUCCAAAGGGAUGACUACCAUUAGUGAAGAAGACUUUGCUCGCAUUCUGUUACGUUACACAAAUGUGGAGAACAUAAGCAGCUAUCUAGAUAGCGUACGGCAGAGGAUUUCAGAAGAAAAGGGUCUCACAUUUGAUGAGUUUAGGUCAUUCUUCCAAUUCUUGAACAACUUGGAGGAUUUUGCAAUUGCAAUGCAAAUGUACAAUUUUGCAAACCGAUCAAUUGGGCAAGAUGAGUUCAAGCGUGCAGUUUAUGUAGCAACAGGAUUAAAACUAUCCCAGCAUUUGGUGAACACUGUCUUCAAAAUCUUCGAUGUCGACCGAGAUGAGCAGCUAAGUUACAAAGAGUUUAUCGGAAUCAUGAAGGACAGGCUGCACAGGGGGUCUCGGGGGUACAAAACUGUACAGAGGUACACUACCUUCAAAUCCUGCAUCAAAAAGGAACUCUUCAGCAGAUAAGUGGCUAGACAAUAUGGCGUAUCUGCGUUCUUCACUUGUGUGAAGGCUGAAGUCAGAAAACACUGUAAACGACUGUGGAGGAGAUAUAAAGAAAAUAUUUAGUAGUUCAUAAAAAAAGAGUUUGUAUGAUGCCUUAUAGCUCACUUCUAUGUUGAAAAUGUUUACUUAAUGUACUAUUAACUGUAUUGUACAAGCAAUAAACUUUAUUCUGACUGGCCUGUUAGAUGACAGUUAGAGAAAAACUUUACUGAGAGAGAGGACUGUGUGCAAACACAGAAAUACCUGCAUGCAAGCUUGAUGAACCUAAGAACGUGCACCAGGUAUGUUGCAUGACAAGUGUUCUAUUUAGGCAAUAGUGCCUGUCGCUGAAGGCUGAUAGAAACCUGCCAGAGCAGGAAGCUUAUUGGCUCACGAUACUGAUUGUUUUUCUAAGUAUAUUAAGUUAUUAUCACCCAAAACUAUUAUACCUUCAUUAUUAUUAUUAUUAUUAUUAUUAUUAUUAUUAUUAUUAUUAUUAUUAUUUAUUUGGCAGACACCUUUAUCCAAGGCAACUUACAAUGCUCAGUCUUUUUAGUAUCUAUUAAAUAUUGUUUUCGGAUUUAUAUAUUAAAUUAUAUCGCACAUUUUGUUAUGUUUUACUGCAAAGAAAUAGUUUUGAUGCUUCUAUAAUAUAGACAACUGAAGUAUAUUUGUUGUCAUAAUACUAUAGUGCAUUAAGUGCAUUUCUAAUAACACUUUACUAACCUGGUACUGCAGUUCUAAACACAGAAAUGAAUACUUAGCUGCAGUACUUCUACAGCACAUCUUCAGAUAUUCAGUACAAUUUACUUUAUCAUAUUUAUUUUAUUUAAACUAUGAAACUAGCAGAUCAUGAAAUUCUGCACUAAAAUCAUAAUUUUUAAAACAAUUUAACACACUGAAGCUGCUGUAAUUUGCACUCACUGAGCUGUAUUGAAUUAUUUAUUAAUUAUACUUGCUUUGCACCUUUAACCCUGUCAAACCUGCUGUGUUUUUUUUCCUUUGUGCUUUUCUGUAUGUAUUUAGUAAACAAAUGUAGUUGUGAUAAGCAAAAUAAACCAUACACGUGAUACCUUAACAAUCUUUUUAAAAUCUAUUUUGCUAACAUUUUCCUUCAAAAUGCAAAACAAUAUUUGGAAGUAUGCUUUAGGUAAUCUAAAUGAUUUUUUUUGUUGAAUGCAUGAAUAAAUUGAUUUAAAAAUGUACCAAA
Messenger RNA from Acipenser ruthenus (sterlet), 2745 nucleotides. Its product is annotated as calcium uptake protein 3, mitochondrial-like. Gene Ontology annotation, biological process: mitochondrial calcium ion homeostasis; calcium import into the mitochondrion. Bases 36 to 1517 code for a protein of 493 amino acids. Lineage: Eukaryota; Metazoa; Chordata; Actinopteri; Acipenseriformes; Acipenseridae. Gene Ontology annotation, cellular component: uniplex complex. The record is from RefSeq and is a predicted model, not a curated record. Gene Ontology annotation, molecular function: calcium ion binding. The transcript is spliced from 15 exons.